Juglans regia (Persian walnut) is the source of this 1117-nucleotide messenger RNA. RefSeq names its product N-(5'-phosphoribosyl)anthranilate isomerase 1, chloroplastic-like. The coding region runs from base 165 to 992 and encodes 275 amino acids. Lineage: Eukaryota; Viridiplantae; Streptophyta; Magnoliopsida; Fagales; Juglandaceae. Gene Ontology annotation, molecular function: phosphoribosylanthranilate isomerase activity. The record is from RefSeq and is a predicted model, not a curated record. The transcript has 5 exons. Gene Ontology annotation, biological process: L-tryptophan biosynthetic process.
UCUGUUUUCUUUUCCCGGUUAGGCUACGCCGUUACGUGGACGCACGUUGGGCAAUUUGAUACAUUGAGACAAAGAUCGACGAUUUUCGCUCCUUUCAUCUUCAACCUGUGAGCGACGUACCAGCAUCUCCUGAAAACCAAGUUGGGUUUCACCCCCAAAACAAUAUGCUCACAGAGCUAGCUAUUGGAAGCCACUUUCAACCGAAAGUUGUGAACUUCCACCGAAGGCAAAUCACUGGAAUAAAAAGGGGAAUACUACACUUUUCAAGAAUCAGAUCGUCUCCAAAGAGUAAAUUUACUUGCAAGUUUGCCCAAUCGGAAAAAGUCUCCCCCAGUCCCGAGGAACAUGAAAAGACUAGGCCUUUGGUUAAAAUGUGCGGGGUUGCAUCAGCUAAAGAUGCUGCAAUGGUUGCCGAAGCUGGUGCUGAUUUUGUUGGGAUGAUUAUUUGGCCCAAUUCUAAACGUUCUGUUUCACUUUCGGUUGCCAAGGAGAUUUCAAAAGUUGCAAGGGAGUAUGGGGCAGAGCCUGUUGGAGUAUUUGUGGAUGAUGAUGUAGACACGAUAUUAAGGGCAGCUGAUGCAUCGAACCUUGAGCUUUUGCAGCUUCAUGGAAAUGCUUCUCGAGAAGCUUUUCCAGUUAUAUUGCAAGAGAAACGAGUAAUAUAUGUUCUUCAUGCAAAUGAAGAUGGAAACCUUCUGAACCAAAUCUCUGAUGAAGAAUGCUCUCUAGUUGAUUGGAUUCUUGUGGAUAGUGCAAGGGGUGGCAGUGGUAGAGGUUUCAAUUGGGCUCAGUUCAAGCUACCAAUGAUUAGAAGUAAACACGGGUGGCUCUUGGCUGGUGGGAUCAACCCUGAGAAUGUCUGUGAAGCUCUUUAUACUCUCCAACCUCGAGGGAUUGAUGUUAGUAGUGGAAUUUGUGCUUCAGAUGGCAUUCAGAAAGACCAAUCGCGGAUAUCUUCCUUUAUGAGUGCCGUAAAUUCUGUACACUAUUGAUUCAUAAUCACAAAAUUAUUCAGGACUUGAAUUGCGGAGAUGAUGUCGAAGUGGCAUGAAUCUGUCUUUAUUUUAUGUUUGAAUCUUUAAAAUUUGUCUAUUUUAAGGGUAUAAGAUUCUGGACC